UGUUUUUCAUCUAGUCCUGCUGGAAGUUGGUUGCUGAAAGCUCUGUUACAUUUGAAACGUUUAUUCGUUUUUUGUUGUUGUUGUUGCGUACUUUUCCAUUAAAUUAUGUUGCGUCCUAAAGCACUAACACAAGUGCUCAGUCAAGCAAACACAAGUGGCGUACAAAGCACAUUAUUACUGAAUAAUGAAGGCUCCCUGUUGGCCUACUCUGGAUAUGGAGACACUGAUGCAAGAGUCACUGCAGCUAUUGCUAGUAACAUCUGGGCGGCCUAUGACAAAAACGGACAUCAAGCCUUUAAUGAGGACAAACUGAAAUUUAUUCUGAUGGAUUGUAUGGAGGGCAGGGUGGCCAUUACCCGUGUUGCUAACUUGUUGCUUUGCAUGUACGCCAAAGAAACCGUAGGAUUUGGAAUGCUUAAAGCCAAGGCGGAAGCUCUAGUGCAGUACCUUGAAGAACCACUAACACAAGUGGCAGCAUCAUAGGGUGUUUUUUAAAUACUUUUGACAACUUGUAUUUAUGUUCAUUAAAUGCCAGUUACAUAUUUUGAACAGAAUCUUCUCAAGUAAUUACCCGU
Xyrauchen texanus (razorback sucker) is the source of this 575-nucleotide messenger RNA. RefSeq names its product ragulator complex protein LAMTOR2. The transcript has 4 exons. The record is from RefSeq and is a predicted model, not a curated record. The coding region runs from base 106 to 483 and encodes 125 amino acids. Gene Ontology annotation, cellular component: Ragulator complex. Gene Ontology annotation, biological process: cellular response to amino acid stimulus; positive regulation of TOR signaling. NCBI's taxonomy places the organism in Eukaryota, Metazoa, Chordata, Actinopteri, Cypriniformes, Catostomidae. Gene Ontology annotation, molecular function: guanyl-nucleotide exchange factor activity; molecular adaptor activity.